Centropristis striata (black sea bass) is the source of this 2036-nucleotide messenger RNA. It is a transcript of the gene creb3l2, whose product is annotated as cAMP responsive element binding protein 3-like 2. NCBI's taxonomy places the organism in Eukaryota, Metazoa, Chordata, Actinopteri, Perciformes, Serranidae. Gene Ontology annotation, biological process: regulation of transcription by RNA polymerase II. Bases 352 to 2016 code for a protein of 554 amino acids. Gene Ontology annotation, molecular function: DNA-binding transcription factor activity, RNA polymerase II-specific; cAMP response element binding. The transcript is spliced from 12 exons. The record is from RefSeq and is a predicted model, not a curated record.
AAGGAAAGAGAGGCUGCAGAAAGCUGUCUGUGUACGCUGAACCAGAGAGGAGAUGAUAAACAACAACAACAAUAUAAACUCUCAGCUUCAAUCUGUCCAUUGCAGCUUUCUAACAUAACAACAAAAUCGCCCUGAACGUGUAAACCAACCGGACGUGGUUCUAGUCCGUUAAUUUAUUUUCUUUUACAAGUUGUUGGGAACUUUUUUCUCUUUCCUGUUGCCGGAGUUUUGGAGUUUCCAGUCCGACUGCAUUGCAACCGAACCUCGCUGCAGUUUUCGCUGAUUUUUCCGCCGCAGAAACAAGAAGAAAAGCAGCCAGAAGGAGCAGAGAGAGUCCGUGUGCAGGGAAUCAUGGAGAUCCUGGACAGUAGUGAACCGUUUCUGCACUGGGACAGGAACCUGAGCGAGCUGUCUGAGGCUGGAGAGAUCGACUGUGUGCUCUACACCAAUCACUUCUCUGAGCUCCUGGACGACCUCUCCCAGGACGCUCUGCUGGGCCAGCUGCUCAGCGACCCCUUCCUGUCCGGAGUGCGAGGAGGAGGAGUGGAGGCCAUGGAGGGGGAGGACGGGAGCGACCUGUCCCCGUCCUCCCCUCUCCCCCCGCACAUCACCGCCGAGCACAGCUACUCGCUCUGCGGGGACAGCCGGCCUCAGUCGCCGCUGUCGCACCUGACCGGAGAGCAGGGCAGCGACGCAGAAUCUGAUGGAGAUUCAGCCGACUGGCCGAUGGAGCAGGAGGACGCCAUCGACAGCCUCCUGUGUGAGACUCCCUCCCUCCUCCCGGCCCUCUCCCUCUCUCUGGCCUCCAGCGAGGCUCCUCAGGCUCCUGAGGGCCCCGCUGUGGCCCCCGCCGCUGCUGCUGCUGCUGCCCCCGCGGCCCCACCGCAGACCACAGUCAGCAGCCACAACCAGAAAGGCUUCAAGAUUAAAGAGGAGAACAUCAUCCCUCAGAUUAAACUGGAGCCUCAUGAAGUGGACCAGUUCCUCAAUCUUUCCCCUAAAGGUCUGGAGGUGCUGCAGAUGCCUCCCACUCCUCCCAGCUCCCACGGCAGUGACUCUGAGGGCAGCCAGAGUCCAGUCCACGCCCCGCCCGGCCUCUCCUGCCCCACCUCCCCCACCAGCCCCGCCCCCUCCCAGGCCGGCCUCAAGGUGUCUCCCCGCGCCGCCUCCUCCCUCUCCAACUCCCCGCUGCUCACCGCCGCUCACAAGCUGCAGGGCUCGGGCCCGUUGAUGCUGACGGAGGAGGAGCGCCGUACGCUGGUGGCUGAAGGUUACCCCGUCCCCACUAAGCUGCCGCUCACCAAAGCCGAGGAGAAGGCGCUGAAGAAGAUCCGCAGGAAGAUCAAAAACAAGAUUUCUGCUCAGGAGAGUCGCAGGAAGAAGAAAGAGUACAUGGACGCUCUGGAGAAGAAGGUGGAGACCUGCUCCAACGAGAACAACGAGCUGCGCAGGAAAGUGGAAACUCUGGAGUGCACAAACAAGUCUCUGUUACAGCAGCUGCAGUCUCUGCAGGCGGUGGUGGCCGGCAAAGUCCCCAAGUCCUGCAGGAUGGCAGGCACCCAGACAUCAUCAUGUCUAAUGGUGGUCGUGUUGUGUUUCUCUCUGUUUUUGGGGAGUUUCUACCCCAGCAGUUUGUCUCCGUGCUCCACCGUCACUGAAACCGGCCUCACUUCCAAACAGCAGGCUGUCAAAGAGUCGUACACGACCACAGUGAAGUCGAGGAGUCUGUUAUCGACCUUCGAAGACGAGCAGCCACACCUCCUCGGCCUGGGCGGGGAAUAUCCCGACCAAUGGGAGGACACGCCAGCUGUCGUCAUGGCGACGUGGCGUCGCUCAGAGCAACAGAAAGUGGAAGAGGUGGUUGAGCCCACCAUGGUGGAGACACACCCGCCUUUCAGGAAUAAAAGCAACGAAACGCAGACGUCAAAAAACCUGCGACUGGACCUGCACAGGUCUCUGGAGCAGAGCAGCAGUAAAGUGAUAGAGCUGGAGCGAACGGUCAACGAGACCUCCUGAGGUUGAUGCCCCCCCCCCCC